Rana temporaria (common frog) is the source of this 727-nucleotide messenger RNA. Its product is annotated as ubiquitin-conjugating enzyme E2 D2-like. Gene Ontology annotation, cellular component: nucleus. Gene Ontology annotation, molecular function: ubiquitin conjugating enzyme activity. Bases 222 to 665 code for a protein of 147 amino acids. The transcript has 2 exons. The record is from RefSeq and is a predicted model, not a curated record. Lineage: Eukaryota; Metazoa; Chordata; Amphibia; Anura; Ranidae. Gene Ontology annotation, biological process: protein K48-linked ubiquitination; ubiquitin-dependent protein catabolic process.
UGGGUCACUGAGCUGCGGUCAGCACACCCGCCUUAAGUCACCUCCCGCCGCGACGUGUGUGGGCGGCUCCUGUUUGUAGCGUGUCCCGGAUAUUGUAGAGAGGUGAGGUGGGGGGUGUCAUUACCACCGCCUCCUCUAUCUCCGCCUCUUCCUCGGCUCUCUCCUCCUCCGCCCAGCUCACCCGAACAACCCGCCCGGCACCGGCAGCAGCGAGAGGCAUCAUGGCGCUGAAGCGGAUUCACAAGGAACUGAAUGAUUUGGCUCGUGAUCCUCCAGCACAAUGUUCUGCAGGCCCAGUUGGGGAUGACAUGUUUCACUGGCAAGCAACAAUUAUGGGACCCAAUGACAGUCCAUAUCAAGGCGGUGUAUUUUUCUUGACUAUUCAUUUUCCAACAGACUACCCCUUCAAACCUCCAAAAGUUGCGUUUACAACAAGAAUCUACCAUCCAAAUAUCAACAGCAAUGGCAGCAUUUGUCUUGAUAUUCUCAGAUCACAGUGGUCCCCAGCUUUAACAAUUUCUAAGGUUCUUUUGUCAAUUUGUUCACUGUUGUGUGACCCAAACCCAGAUGACCCUCUAGUGCCAGAAAUUGCACGGAUCUACAAAACAGAUAGGGAAAAGUACAACAGAAUAGCCUGGGAAUGGACUCAGAAAUAUGCUAUGUGAUGCUACCUUCAAGUCUGAAUAAACCUGCAUUAUAGCUGGAAUAAACUUUAAAUUACUGUUUU